Rotaria sp. Silwood1 is the source of this 1137-nucleotide messenger RNA. The record is from the annotation of a GenBank genome assembly. NCBI's taxonomy places the organism in Eukaryota, Metazoa, Rotifera, Eurotatoria, Philodinida, Philodinidae.
AUGAUAUGUCAACAACAUUUACCAUUUAUUGCUAAUCGAGUUAUUGCUGUUAGUCUUACUGAUGAUGAUAACACUCUAGAACAAAUCAAUCUGUUUCUUUCAUAUAUACUGUCAUUUAAUAAACUCAUUCAAUUACGAUCACUUUCAUUAUACUAUGUUCGUUCAUAUGAAACACUAAUGAAAAUCUUAGAUCAAUGUCAUCGUCUUUGUUAUCUCACUCAUUUAAAUAUCUCCGAUUGUUAUUUUCAAGCUAAUCAAGUGGAUUUUCAAUUACUUGCCUAUAGCAUUUGGAGUUUACCUAGACUUAUGCAUUGCAAUUUUGAAGUUGUUGGAUUGAUGAACAUCAAUGCAGUGUCAUCACAUGCUGAUACUUAUCAUUCUCAAUUACAAGAUUUACUUAAUCAUGAACAUAAUCUUCAUUAUUUAUGUAUCCAUCACGAUGCAUCAUUACCUAUACAAAUGUCAUUAUUCAAAUAUGCAAAUACAUCAGUUCGUCAACUCAAUUUAACGGACUAUAAUCGUUAUUACAAUGAAGAAGAAUGUAUUAAAUUAAGUCAUUCACCAUUAUGUAUUCAAUGUGAACUUCUUUCUAUCAUGGUUACUAAUCGUGAAAUAAAUCUUCGUAAAUUUCGUUCAAAAUCAAAAUCAAAUCCAGCUCGACCAUCACCACCUGUAUCAUCAUUUUCAACGAAACAAUCUAAAUCUAAAGCUUUAAACAGAGUUUUAAAUGCUUUACCCGUAAACAAAGACAAACAGUUUGAGUUAAUCAAAGAAAUUGCUGUAGGUUUGAAUAUUGUUAAAUUACAAAAACAAUUUGAACGUAAUCAACAAUCAUUAUCAACAGAUAUAAAAAAAACAACAUCAUAUAAUCUUUGUUUAUGUGUCCAUCACGAGAAUAUAUCUCUUCUUUUACAAGCACUUGAUAAACAUGUACGUGGUAUAAAAUCAAUCGAUUUAAAUUCAUUUAUUAAAUUACUUGUUUGUGAUGAUAGUCAAGAAUUAUGUAUGUUUAGUAAUUGUAAUUUAUAUUCGAAUAAUUUUAAAAUGAAAAUUCAAGAUGAAAUUAUUGAUUCAUCUGUAAUUAUUGAAUGGUCUUUAUGGUCAACAUCAAAAGAAGGUAAGUCAUCGCUCGUCUGA